AAAGAAACCCCGAUUGUGUUCGCUUAUCAAAACACUCAAGAAAAGCAAAGGCCAGAGAAACAGAGGUUGGGUAGAAAUGAAAAUAUACGGUGGAUGUGUUCUGUGAACGCAAACGAGGCCAAGCGUGUAGGCUACUACGUGGUGGUUUAUUAAGAACUGUACUAUUCAACGGUGCAAGAUCGAAACUUGAACUUCAGUGCUGCUGGUGCGUAGUGGUCCCAUCGUGAAGGACUGACAUCUCUAGUGGAUUUAGAUCAGUUGGGAGGAGAGUCAGGCAAUUGUAAGGUGUUAAAGUGAAUGACAGCCAUGGCUCGGUUGCUCCUGGUUGCGUGUUUGAUCAUUGGGCUGACGUUAUCGGUUCAAGCAGGAUGUCCCCCUGGAAUGUCAUUGGCGAGAUGCAAGCACAAUUCAGGAACUUUCAAAAAAGGUCUCAUCCAGGAACUGCUGGAAAGGAAGAACCUUAAGUUUGACGAGUUGGACGACAAGACACUACAGAGGGCGCUAGACCUCCUACUGGAGGACGAGAAAAAGGAUUUCGGAGGGCAGCAGGACUUUACGCUGGAAGAAGAAGAGCGGGGACCGCCAAGAAGAGAAUUGGAAGGGGAGGAUGCGGAGCGCGCGCGUAGCGACGAACACCUCAGACAACUGCUGUUGAAAGUCCUGCGGGAAGAAUAGAACUUAGAAAAUCUUGUCAUUUUUCAAAACUCGGCUUCGUCUUCAGCCGCGGCUCUAUCUCGGCUCCGGAAUACAUUGGAAUGGUGGGCGUAUUAUCGCUGACAUCAAAUGUAUUGUUACAUAUGGAGCUGCAAAACGCUAGAUUGGCAUGGCGGGUGGUAGGUCAGGGUUGAAACCUGUAGCCGUAGCCAGAGACAAAGCCGACGUUUGAAAAAAUCCUAGGGUUCUGAAAGACAACUUCCGAAUAUUAUGUUAAAAAAUUGAAACAGUUGACUUUAUUAUUUUUAAUCACACAAAAGUUGAGGGAACAAAACAAGCCAAAAACCAAAACAAAACAGAAGUUAAAUUUCGCAGUAAAAGCAAACUUUAUGUAAAAUUAAUAUUUAUGUUCACUUUCAUUGAUUUCGCGUAGUCUUACUUUCGAUUUCAUUUUCCUUUUUUAUAGUGUAGGCCCGACUCAAGAGAACAUUAAGCUAGUAUAUAACUACAGCUAAAGUUCAUACAUUAUGAGCAGGAGGAAUGUCAAUUUGUUCUGUGAAGGUGACAGGCUUUGAAAAAUGCAAUUCGAGGUUAAAUAUGUUGGCACGAAUAUGCAAAUAUUCUUUUAAGCUUCAUAUAUUAGUGGAUGUUUAGCGUUCUUCAGGUGGGGCGGGUAGAAUAGUUCUCUUCAGGUUUAAAAUAUGUGACCUCUUUUGUCAAAAUCAGACUUUUCUGGGCAUAAGGUCAAAAAUUUCCUUUUACUGGGUGGUGUAAUAUUUGAAACCGGUCAUUCCUAGGCAAAGUUAUGCUAUUUUGAAGUCCAUCGUGUUUAAAAGUAGAUUACGGAGAAAAUGACAGUUAAAGUUUGGGGUCUAUUUUAAGACCUGUUUCAAAUGACACUUCUUUAACUGAUAUACCUUAACAAAUCACUAAAAACACUAUAUGUAGAGUUAAAUUGUAUAGUAUAUUUUAGUCAUGUUCAAGAUUACAAAUAUGUUAAAAUUAGAAAAUCGAAAAACAAAAUCACCCCACAGCAUUUUUUUGGCCCUAACUCAAUUUCAACCUCCAAUUGGGACCAACGUCGUGCAGCUGCUGUGUUUGGAAUAUCACGGUUCAUUAAGUUCAUGUCCUGGAAAAAAAAUAGCUGAUAUCAAUGACAAGUAAUAUCGAUUUUGUUAUUUUGGCUGAAAAUUAUGCAUUUUGGCUAAAAAGGAAUUAUUUUCAUGCGUAACAAAAAUGUCUGUCUGAGCAGCUCAUUGCCACCUGCCACUAAUCGAAAUUAGGUUUGUUGGGGCACCUGUUUACAACCAUGUUUUUUUUCUUCUUCAAAACUAUGCAAAAAUGUAAAUGGAAGUAGGGUGUAAAACUUGAUCUCCUUUAUAUAGUUUCCUUCAAAUCCUUUACGCACCUUCCUGGUGUGCUGUAACGUGGGAAAUUUAUCUGGUUUUGAUUAUUUUGUUUUCUUUACGGAUUGUCUCAACAUCUUGGAAUUGUUGUCACGGGAUAGACAGUUGUAACAUGAACUAAAAUUAUUAGGCAUUUAAUACCACAUAACAUUUUUCAAUGCACAUAAUAUAUUUUUCUCAAGUAACUCUGAAUAGAAAUGCCAAUUUAGUGCGUUAUUUUUUAUAAAUUUGAAAUAAAUCUGACAGAUUAUACCAAAA
Molecule: messenger RNA, 2318 nt
Organism: Patiria miniata (bat star)
Lineage: Eukaryota; Metazoa; Echinodermata; Asteroidea; Valvatida; Asterinidae
Exons: 4
Coding region: 298-675 (125 amino acids)
Source: RefSeq, a predicted model, not a curated record